GCAACAAUAGGAAACGUCAAAACUCCGGCAGUCCGCGCUUCUGGCUGCUGCAGCUUAAAGUACACUGAAUUCACAAGAGUCUAGCUAGCACUGGUUCUGGUAUUCUUGACACCGUCGCCUCCACCGACGUGAGCAAGUAAACUUGGAACCGGCUUCUUCAUUUCCUGAGCACCAGUUCCCGGCUGAAGCAUUUUCCUUUUGGCUUAUAGCCCCCGCCCAAAGGCCGAUUCGUCGCGGCGGCGGUGGGAAUCGCAGGUCGCUCAGUCUUGCAGAUGGGUCAGGGGCUGUGGAGAGUGGCCAGAAACCAGCAGCUACAACAGGAAGGCUAUAGCGAGCAAGGCUACCUCACCAGAGAACAAAGCAGGAGAAUGGCUGCGAGCAACAUUUCUAAUGCCAAUCAUCGUAAACAAGUCCAAGGUGGCAUUGAUAUAUAUCAUCUUUUGAAGACAAGGAAGUCUAAAGAACAAGAAGGAUUCAUCAAUUUGGAAAUGUUGCCUCCUGAGCUAAGCUUUACCAUCUUGUCAUACCUGAAUGCAACUGAUCUCUGUUUGGCUUCAUGUGUUUGGCAGGACCUCGCCAAUGAUGAACUUCUCUGGCAAGGGUUGUGCAAAUCCACUUGGGGUCACUGUUCCAUAUACAAUAAGAACCCACCUCUUGGAUUUUCUUUUAGAAAACUGUAUAUGCAACUGGAUGAAGGCAGCCUCACCUUUAAUGCCAACCCAGAUGAAGGAGUGAACUACUUUAUGUCCAAGGGUAUCCUAGAUGAUUCACCAAAGGAAAUAGCAAAGUUUAUCUACUGUACAAGAACACUAAAUUGGAAAAAACUGAGAAUCUAUCUUGAUGAAAGGAGAGAUGUCUUGGAUGACCUUGUGACAUUGCAUAAUUUUAGAAAUCAAUUCUUGCCAAAUGCACUGAGAGAAUUUUUUCGUCAUAUCCAUGCCCCUGAAGAGCGUGGGGAAUAUCUUGAAACUCUUAUAACAAAGUUCUCACAUAGAUUCUGUGCUUGUAACCCUGAUUUAAUGCGAGAGCUUGGCCUUAGUCCUGAUGCAGUUUAUGUACUGUGCUACUCCCUGAUUCUACUUUCCAUUGACCUCACUAGCCCUCAUGUGAAGAAUAAAAUGUCAAAAAGAGAAUUUAUUCGAAACACUCGUCGUGCUGCUCAAAACAUUAGUGAAGAUUUUGUAGGGCACCUUUAUGACAACAUCUACCUUAUUGGCCAUGUGGCUGCAUAAAAGCACAAUUGCUAGGACUUCAACUUUUAACUUCAAACUAAAACUACCCAAGGACAUAUUUAUCAGAUAUGGGAGGUAUAUUAGUGAUGGUCAUUCUAGCUUCUGUACACAAUCAAGCUUGAGUGUACAACCUUUUUUUCUUUCACUACUUCCUUUUUUAGUAAUUUCCUUGGGGAACUAAAGAACUUUGCAGAACUUUUCUUAAUUUUGCGUAUCAUGUUUUGCACAAAGCCGAGCCAUUGUCUGACGUAACUAUUUAAGAAUGUAAAACUGACGCUGUACUCUAUAAGAUGGCAUAUUGUGCAUUCGAUUUGCCUGGAAAACUUUACCCAGUUCCAUUCUUUUUUAAAACACCAUGUAAUGUGUACAUAUUUAACUAAAGAGAUUUAUAAUCAUAAUUAUUUUAUUGUAAAGGUUUUAACUAAAGUUUUUCCUUUUCUCUCAAA
Messenger RNA from Chrysochloris asiatica (Cape golden mole), 1678 nucleotides. RefSeq names its product F-box protein 8 (gene FBXO8). The record is from RefSeq and is a predicted model, not a curated record. NCBI's taxonomy places the organism in Eukaryota, Metazoa, Chordata, Mammalia, Afrosoricida, Chrysochloridae. The coding region runs from base 273 to 1232 and encodes 319 amino acids. Gene Ontology annotation, biological process: regulation of ARF protein signal transduction. Gene Ontology annotation, molecular function: guanyl-nucleotide exchange factor activity; protein binding. The transcript is spliced from 6 exons.